Molecule: messenger RNA, 4120 nt
Organism: Myripristis murdjan (pinecone soldierfish)
Lineage: Eukaryota; Metazoa; Chordata; Actinopteri; Holocentriformes; Holocentridae
Product: NACHT, LRR and PYD domains-containing protein 12-like
Exons: 11
Coding region: 1-4002 (1333 amino acids)
Molecular function (GO): protein binding
Source: RefSeq, a predicted model, not a curated record
AUGAGCAGCUCCGGAAGAAAUGUCGCGAAGGGAAAACCUGCAAACCCCAAAUCAACCUCCAAGAAGGAUGGCAAAGACGUCUUUUACGCUGAAGUGGUUGACAGUGCUAGCGGCCAGGCAGAAUUAGCUAGUGACGUUAAUGCUAGCACUAGCAAUACCUCAAACUCAGAGCCCACACUGGCCAACAUCCUAGCAGCUAUCGGGAAAUUGGAACAUGACAUAAACUCUAGAUUUACUGCACUGGACUCAAAAUUACACCUAGUCCAAACUUCUCUGGCCGACCAUGCAGCGCACAUUGCUGAACUAGAGGGCUGUGCAACCAACCACGAGAUCCGCAUUACAGACCUUGAGAAGAGGGAGUGGAUGGGUGCAAGCUUCCUAAACCUUAAUGAGAGCAAGACCGAGAUCAUCGUCUUCGGCAAAACCUCUCCAGACCUCUCCACUGACACCUUCAGCCCCCUUGCUGCCAACAUCCGGCCCUCCGUCAGAAAUCUUGGCGUGAUUUUUGAUAGCGGCUUCAAAUUUGAAAAGCAGGAGAACAUCGUUACCUUUGUGAAGAACGAGCUGAAAAACAUCCAGAGGUCUCUGAGGCCAGAUUACCCAGAAUGCUCAGAGAGGCAGAGGAAGGAUGAGGAGGUGUUGGAUGGUGAGGAGGAAGAGCAGAGGAGGAGCAGCAGAGAGGCUUUUCUGCAGAUCACACUGCACUUCCUGAGGAGAAUGAAGCAGGAGGAGCUGGCUGAGCGUCUGCAGAGCAAAACUCUUGCUGCUCUUUGCCAACGUGAACUCAAAUCUAAGCUGAAGAAGAAGUGUGAGUGUGUGUUUGAGGGGAUUGCUAAAGCAGGAAACCCAACACUUCUGAAUCAGAUCUACACAGAGCUGUACAUCACAGAGGGAGGGAGUGGAGAGCUCAAUGAGGAACAUGAGGUCAGAUGGAUCGAAACAGCAUCCAGGAAACCAGACACACCAGAAACACCAAUCAGAUGUGAGGACAUCUUUAAAGCUUUACCUGGAAGAGAUCGACCAAUCAGGAUAGUGAUGACAACGGGAGUGGCUGGCAUUGGGAAAACAGUCUUAACACAGAAGUUCACUCUGGACUGGGCUGAACACAAAGCCAACCAGCAUGUCCACUUCACAUUUCCAUUCACUUUCAGAGAGCUGAAUCUGCUGAGAGGGAAAAACUUCAGCUUGGUGGAACUUGUUCAUCACUUCUUCACUGAGACCAAAGAAGCAGGAAUCAGCAGGUUUGAGCAGUUCCAGGUUGUGUUGAUCUUUGACGGUCUGGAUGAGUGUCGACUUCCUCUGGACUUCAACAACAACCAGAUCCUGACUGAUGUUACAGAGUCCACCUCAGUGGACGUUCUGCUGACAAACCUCAUCAAGGGGAACCUGCUCCCCUCUGCUCGCCUCUGGAUAACCACACGACCCGCAGUGGCCAAUCAGAUCCCUCCUGAGUUCGUUGACAUGGUGACAGAGGUGAGAGGCUUCACUGACCCACAGAAGGAGGAAUACUUCAGGAAGAGAUUCAGAGAUGAGGAGCAGGCCAGCCGAAUCAUCUCCCACAUCAAGACGUCUCGAAGCCUCCACAUCAUGUGCCACAUCCCAGUCUUCUGCUGGAUCACUGCUACAGUUCUGGAGGACGUGUUGAAAACCAGUGAGGGAGGAGACCUGCCCAAGACCCUGACUGAGAUGUACAUCCACUUCCUGCUGGUUCAGAGCAAAGUGCAGAAUGUAAAGUAUCAUGGGAGAACUGAGACAGACCCACUCUGGACUCCAGAGACCAUGGAGAUGAUCCUGUGUCUGGGAAAACUGUCUUUUGAGCAGCUGGAGAAAGGCAACCUGAUCUUCUAUGAAGCAGACCUGGCAGAGUGUGGCAUUGAUAUCAGAGCAGCCUCAGUGUACUCAGGAGUGUUCACACAGAUCUUUAAAGAGGAGUGUGGGCUGCGCCAGGACAAGGUUUUCUGCUUCGUCCAUCUGAGCCUUCAGGAGUUUCUGGCUGCUCUUUAUGUCCUUCUGACAUUCAUCAACUCUGGAGGCAAUCUGCUGACACACAAAUCAACCUACAGGUUUUCUACAGUGUUCAACAAAUCCAAACUAAAAUUCCUCCAGAGUGCUGUGGACAAGGCCUUACAGAGUCCAAAUGGACACCUGGACUUGUUCCUGCGCUUCCUCCUGGGUCUUUCACUGCCGACCAAUCAGACUCUCAUACGCGGCCUGAUGACACAGACAGGAAGAAGCUCACAGACCAAUCAGAAAACAGCUGAGUACAUCAAGGAGAAGAUGAAAGACUGUCCCUCUCCAGAGAGAAGCAUCAACCUGUUCCACUGUCUGAAUGAGCUGAAUGACCAUUCUCUAGUGGAGGAGAUCCAACAGUACCUGAGAUCAGGACGUCUCUCCACAGACAAACUGUCCCCUGCUCAGUGGUCAGCUCUGGGCUUCAUCUUACUGUCAUCAGAAGAAGAUCUGGACGUGUUUGACCUGAAGAAAUACUCUGCUUCAGAGGAGGCUCUUCUGAGGCUGCUGCCUGUGGUCAAAGCCUCCAGGAAAUCUGUGCUGAGUGGCUGCAAUCUGUCAGAGAGAAGCUGUGCAGCUCUGGCCUCAGUUCUCAGCUCCCAGUCCUCUAGUCUGAGAGAGCUGGACCUGAGUAACAACCAGCUGCAGGAUUCAGGAGUGAAGCGUCUCUCUGCUGGACUGGAGAGUCCACAUUGCAGACUGGAGGCUCUCAGGCUGUCAGGCUGUCUGCUCACACAGGAAGGCUGUGCUUCUCUGGCCUCAGCUCUGAGCUCCAACCCCUCCCAUCUGAGAGAGCUGGACCUGAGCUACAAUCAUCCAGGAGACUCAGGAGUGAAGCUGCUCUCUGCUGGACUGGAGGAUCCAACCUGGAGACUGGAGACUCUCAGGCUGAGUGGCUGUAAUCUGUCAGAGAGAAGCUGUGCAGCUCUAGCGUCAGUUCUCAGCUCCCAGUCCUCUAGUCUGAGAGAGCUGGACCUGAGUAACAACCAGCUGCAGGAUUCAGGAGUGAAGCGUCUCUCUGCUGGACUGGAGAGUCCACACUGGAGACUGGAGGCUCUCAGGCUGAGUGGCUGUAAUCUGUCAAAGAGAAGCUGUGCAGCUCUGGCCUCAGUUCUCAGCUCCCAGUCCUCUAGUCUGAGAGAGCUGGACCUGAGUAACAACGACCUGCAGGAUUCAGGAGUGAAGCUGCUCUCUGCUGGACUGGAGAGUCCACACUGCAGACUGGAGGCUCUCAGGCUGUCAGGCUGUCUGCUCACACAGGAAGGCUGUGCUUCUCUGACCUCAGCUCUGAGCUCCAACCCCUCCCAUCUGAGAGAGCUGGACCUGAGCUACAAUCAUCCAGGAGACUCAGGAGUGAAGCUGCUCUCUGCUGGACUGGAGGAUCCAACCUGGAGACUGGAGGCUCUCAGGGUGGACCAUGGUGGAGAGCAGAGGUUGAAACCAGGCGUGAGGAAGUAUUCCUGUGAACUCAAACUGGACACAAACACAGCACACAGAGACCUCGUCCUGUCUGAGGACAACAGGAAGGUGGCAGCAGUGAGACAGAAGAAGCCAUAUCCUGAUCACCCAGAGAGGUUUGACUACUGGGAACAGAUCCUGUGUAGAGAUGGUCUGACUGGUCGCUGUUACUGGGAGGUCAAGUGGAAAGGAGGAAUUGAUAUCGCAGUGACUUACAGAGGAAUCAGUAGGAGAGGAGACGGUGAUGACAGCAGGUUUGGACGGAACAAAAACUCCUGGAGUCUGAUCUGCUCUGAUGAAAGUUUCUCUGUCAGGCACAACAACAUCUGCACACCCAUCCCUGUCCCCCCCUCCUCUAACAGAGUGGCAGUGUAUCUGGACUGGCCUGCUGGCUCUCUGUCCUUCUACAGCGUCUCCUCUGACACACUGAUCCACCUCCACACCUUCACCUCCACAUUCACUCAGCCUCUGUACCUGGGCUUUGGGUUUUGGUUUGGGUUAGGUUCCUCAGUGUGUGUGUGUCAGAUGAAGUGAGAAUCGCCUCCUGUGUGGAGAAACACUUCUAACAUCACACAGUUAACCUGCCUGGCAACAUCCAAUCAGCUCACUGCAUUUUAAGAACUUUAGCAGCAUCGAUUUUCAUGACAAGUUG